CCUUUUCGUUCCAUUUUUAACCCUUCGUCAAUCACAGCGACUCUGUGAGAGAGGGAGACAGAGCUUCAGAUCUGGCCCCAGGAUGCAAUCUCGACCGUCCAUAUGGUGGUCCCGACUUUUCCUGCUCAUCUCAGUCAUCUCCCUGUCCGCGGUACCAUCCGAAUCGGCGGUCUCCAGCAUCGAUCUCGGCUCGGAAUGGAUGAAGGUUGCCGUCGUUAACCUCAAGCCGGGCCAAGCUCCGAUUUCCAUCGCGAUCAACGAGAUGUCCAAACGCAAAUCCCCGCCGUUGAUCGCAUUCCAUGCCGGUGCUCGCCUAGUCGGCGAGGAGGCCGCCGGAAUCGUGGCCCGGUACCCGGAGAAGGUCUAUUCCCAGGUCCGUGACAUGAUCGGCAAGCCCUUUGCCUAUGUCAAAUCCAUGAUUGAUUCACUGUACUUGCCGUUCGAUCUGGUGGAGGAUCCCAGGGGCGGUGCAAGCAUCAGGAUCGAUGAUGGAGUCACGGUCUACACCGUCGAGGAAUUGACUGCAAUGAUUCUUAAGUAUGGGAUGAAUUUGGCGGAGUUCCAUUCGAAGGUGGUGAUCAAAGAUGCCGUGAUCGCAGUCCCACCGUACUUUGGGCAGGCAGAGCGUAGGGGUAUGGUUCAGGCGGCCCAGCUGGCAGGCAUUAACGUGCUUUCGCUGAUCAAUGAGCAUUCGGGUGCGGCCCUUCAGUAUGGCAUUGAUAAGGAUUUCUCGAACGGGUCCCGCCAUGUCGUGAUCUAUGAUAUGGGGUCAAGGACUACAUACGCGGCACUUGUGUAUUUCUCGGCGUAUAAUACGAAGGAGUAUGGGAAGACAGUCUCAGUCAAUCAGUUCCAGGUGAAAGAUGUUAGAUGGAACACAGAACUUGGCGGCCUGAAUAUGGAAUUACGUUUGGUGGAGUAUUUUGCAGAUGAAUUCAAUAAUCAAGUUGGAAAUGGAGUAGAUGUGAGAAAGUCCCCCAAGGCAAUGGCUAAGUUGAAGAAGCAGGUUAAACGCACAAAAGAAAUUUUAAGUGCAAACUCUGUGGCACCAAUAUCAGUUGAAUCUCUCUAUGAGGAUCGUGAUUUUAGGAGUACUAUAACCCGUGAGAAAUUUGAAGAACUAUGUGGGGACCUCUGGGAGAAAUCUCUUAUCCCCUUGAAAGAAGUGCUAAAGCAUUCCGGGUUGAAGCUUGAUGAGAUAUAUGCAGUGGAGCUGAUAGGUGGUUCAACUCGUGUGCCGAAAUUGCAGGCAAAGCUUCAGGAAUUUCUUGGGAGACAGGAUCUGGACAAGCACCUUGAUGCUGAUGAAGCUAUAGUGCUUGGUGCAGCUCUUCAUGCUGCUAAUUUAAGUGAUGGAAUCAAGCUAAAUCGUAAGCUAGGGAUGAUUGAUGGUUCUUCAUAUGGUUUCAUAAUGGAAUUAGAUGGUCCUGAUCUUUUGAAAGAUGAGAGCACUAAACAGUUACUUGUACCACGAAUGAAGAAGCUCAACAGCAAGAUGUUCAGGUCUAUUAAGCAUAACAAAGAUUUUGAAGUUUCACUUAGCUAUGAGAGUUUGGAUGCAUUGCCACCUGGGAUUUCUUCUGAUAAGUUUGCCCAGUAUGCAGUGUCUGGUUUGACAGAUGCCAGUGAAAGGUAUGCAUCUCGCAACCUGUCUUCUCCCAUCAAGGCAAAUCUACAUUUCACUCUGAGCAGAAGUGGGAUACUUUCUCUCGAUCGAGCAGAAGCUGUCAUUGAGAUUUCAGAAUGGGUGGAAGUUCCCGUAAAAAAUUUAACUGCAGAGAAUUCAACUACUGCCACUCUUAACGCGUCAGCUGAGGCAAGCCCUGAGAACAGUUCAGAUGGGAGCAAAGACAACUUGAAUAUUGAGGGGGAGACUAAUAACACAGCAAACCCCAAUGUAGAGGAGCAACGUACUACAGAGGUUGCUACAGAAAAGAAGUUGAAGAAGCGAACCUUUAGGGUCCAACUGAAGGUAGUGGAGAAAACGGUGGGCCCCGGAAUGCCUCUUUCAAAAGAAGCUCUUGAUGAAGCUAAGAUCAGAUUGGAGGCACUGGAUAAGAAAGAUGCAGAGCGAAGGAGAACUGCAGAACUCAAAAACAACCUGGAGGAAUACAUAUAUGCCACAAAAGAAAAGUUAGAAGAUUCUUUGGACAUUCAGAAAAUAUCAACUGAACAGGAGCGUCAGUCCUUCAUAAAGAAACUUGAGGAGGUGCAAGAAUGGCUAUAUACUGAUGGUGAGGAUGCUUCUGCAACCGAGUUCCAAGAACGACUAGACACGCUAAAAGCUAUUGGUGAUCCAAUAUUCUUCAGAUUGAAUGAGUUAAGUGCACGCCCUGCGGCAUCUGAACAUGCUCAAAAAUUUCUGGCUGGGCUGCAAAAGAUUGUAAGUGGCUGGGAGAAGGACAAACCCUGGGUACCUAAAGCCAGAAUAGAUGAGGUUGUGACUGAGGCUGACAAGUUCAAGACAUGGUUAGAAGAGAAGGAAGCCCAACAAAAGAUGGCUGCUGCAUCAAGCACACCGAUAUUCACAUCAGAUGAAGUGUAUGACAAGGCAUUCAACCUCCAAGACAAGGUUGCAAGCAUCAACAGAAUCCCCAAGCCAAAGCCGAAGAUCGAGAAACCUCCAAAAGAAGAAACUGAGAGUGGAGAGGAGAACACAAGCACCACCAACUCUACUACUGAGGACAGCUCUUCCCAAACUGAACAACCUACAGGAGAUCCUUCCGCUUCAUCUGACACGGACGCCAGUGCAGAGUCAGAGUCCCAUGAUGAAUUGUAAUCUGACCCUCGGUGACUUACAAAGCUUGUGGCUGCAUGACCAGAUAGCCGAUGGCCGCCUAACCGUCACGGUGGCACCUUUUGAUAAGAUACACUACACUUUCAGAACCCUAGGAUGAUUAUUCUCUGUUUUUGUCAUUAGCGGUUAUAUGCAGGUAGCGUAGCUUCUGUGGCCCACAGUUUUGAUAGGCAGCAGUGGUUCAUAUGAGCCUUGAGAUGUGUCCUUUGAACAUGUUAAAUGUAGUUGAUCAUCCCCACAUCAUUAAGGGGUGACCCACCUGCAUUCAGCGAUCAUCUAAUAUACAAAUCAUCCUAACAGGGAUUAGGGUUUCUUCCCAUUCUUGUACACUAAUUGUGCUGAAUAUUGUUAUGAUCAGUUACAGAUCUCUAUUUAAUCUUCCUCUUUUAUGUUUCGCAAA
Magnolia sinica is the source of this 3197-nucleotide messenger RNA. RefSeq names its product heat shock 70 kDa protein 17-like. The coding region runs from base 83 to 2779 and encodes 898 amino acids. The transcript is spliced from 14 exons. NCBI's taxonomy places the organism in Eukaryota, Viridiplantae, Streptophyta, Magnoliopsida, Magnoliales, Magnoliaceae. Gene Ontology annotation, molecular function: ATP-dependent protein folding chaperone; ATP binding. Gene Ontology annotation, biological process: cellular response to hypoxia; negative regulation of hypoxia-induced intrinsic apoptotic signaling pathway; endoplasmic reticulum unfolded protein response. The record is from RefSeq and is a predicted model, not a curated record. Gene Ontology annotation, cellular component: endoplasmic reticulum chaperone complex.